CCGGAGCGCAGUACGAGAAGAGAUUUCAAGAUGAGCUCAGCUCUUAUGCUAGCUGUCGUCCCACUGAUCCUGCAUUUGAUGGGCGUGGCUGUGGGCGCACCAGCGAGCACAUCACCUGCAAAACCGAAACUCAAUUCAGAGAUUGAGGUGACUACUAAGGAAAGCCCCACUGACUCAUCGACAAUCACAAGUGAACCCACCUCGGGCUUAUCUGCGUUCGAGAAGGAAUGCCAGUUUGCUUGGAAAAAGUUCUUGGUCGACUUUGAUGUGCACUACGAUAAUAACUCCGAACUGCAAAUGCGACGAAAAGUAUUCUGCGGGAAUUGGCAAAAAGUUAGCGAUCACAAUUUAAAAUACGAUUUGGGAGUAGUCAGCUUUAGAAAGGGUAUCAACCAGUUCAGCGAUCUAACCUUUGAAGAGUGGAAAGAGAAACAAACUCCCAGACUCAAGCCAGAAAUCACGGGAGAAUUAUCAAUGGAGGAGAGCGACAAACUGAAUGGCCAAGCUGCAUGGGAAAAGCUUUUGAUUGACUUUGGAGAGAAUGUGAAGUAUGAAAAAUGGGCGGAGCCCCUCAAGAAGGAUAUAAAACAGUUGACGGACCUUUACCUUGAGGAUCGACCUAGUCCCGCUACCGAGAUUUUUAAGAAAGAGACCACUAUGUCCACCAUGUCCAAGAUAGCUGAAGAUGAUAUCAAAUGCCAAGCAGCCUGGGAGAAGUUUUUGAUUGACUUUAAGCCGAAAUAUCAAGAUGAUAAUCAAGCCAAAAAACGUCGAAACAUUUUUUGCGACAACUGGAAUUCGAUACAAAUGCACAAUGUUCAAUACGAUUUGGGAAAUAUUUCCUUUAAGAAGGGCAUAAAUCAGUGGAGUGAUCUUACCGUAGAAGAGUGGAAAAACAAACAAAGACCUGCAUUUAAUCCAGAGUUUUCUGAGGUUGAAACCACUACAAAAAUAUCUAAGGAUGUGAAGGGGCAAUGUCAGGCUGCAUGGAAAAAGUUUCUGGUUGACUUUAAGGUAAAAUACCAAGAUGACGCAGAAACCGAAAAACGCCGGAAUAUUUUUUGUGACAACUGGAAGGCGAUUCAGGAACACAAUGUGCAGUUCGACUUGGGAGUCGAAUCUUUCAAGAAGGGCAUAAAUCAGUGGAGUGAUCUUACUGUAGAGGAGUGGAAAAACAAACAACGACCUAAUUUAGCUCCAGAACAUUGAAGAGAAGAAGCGACUACAAAAAUGAGCAAGCAGAAAAAAUUGAAAAAAAUUGUUCUAUAAAAAGUAAAUGGUUAGAAAUUGUA
Drosophila santomea is the source of this 1292-nucleotide messenger RNA. RefSeq lists its product as uncharacterized. Lineage: Eukaryota; Metazoa; Arthropoda; Insecta; Diptera; Drosophilidae. Bases 31 to 1209 code for a protein of 392 amino acids. The record is from RefSeq and is a predicted model, not a curated record. The transcript has 5 exons.